CCCCCCGGAUUUCUUCACUACCUUCUCCCACCUUCUUCUUCCAGGAAUGCUUGCGGAGUUCUCUCAGAGAGAGAGCGCGAGAGAGACAGAGAGAGAGAGAGAGGGAGCGAGCGAGCGAGCGGUGUGGUGUUUGUGUGUGUCCUCUUCUAUACUUCGGUGCGGUGCUCUUCUAUCUACCCGUAUUCCUAAUUCUUGUGUGUAUAUCAGGGUCGAUUGCCCCCUGUGAUCUCAUUCCCUCCCUUCCAGUUUACCACCUCCUCGAUUCCCAGUAGGCAGAGAGUGUAACCCUUCUCCCCUCUCCCCUCUCGCUCAUCCCUCAUCAGCCUGCUGCUGCUGUUCUGCUUGCUCGCCCUGCCUUGCCUGCGUGCAGGCGCCCCGUCCCCUUCUCUCUCAAACUCUCUCUCUCUCUCCCUCUCUUCCACCUGCCCGUGCCUGUGCGUAUAUAUCAAAGGAAGAAACCUCGAUCUGUCCUUCUAGUUUCGGGUCUUGUUUGAGUACCAGCCCUCGUCAGUCCGCUAGCGAGGAGAGAAGACGUAGAAGAGCAGACGAGCACGCGAGAGUUGUUGGAGAGGAAAGGAAGGCGCGCGUGUAGGCUCUCUUUUCAGUCUUGAAACUACUAGUCGGUGUCUUCCACUACUACUAGUCUUGGGGUUUCCUUCCAUCUAUCUUUCUGACGAGCUUUUCAUCAGGCCCGCGCGCUGCGCUGAGGCUUGCGCAUCAAAUCUCUGUGGUGGUGGUGGUGCUUGGCAUCGGUCGGCCUCGGUCUCUACCCUGUACAACGAAGAAAUUCUGUGAUUUUGUACGCUUUUAGAUGAGUCGGUUUCCUUUGUCAGUUGAGUCGUCGUGGUAGUGGAAGAAGUUGAGGAGUGUCGGUGGUCGAGUCUCUCUCACGGUCUCCCCCCCCCUCUCUCUCUCCCUCUCGGUGUACAAUUACUCAGCUGUCAAAGGCGGUGUAUAUUGGUUCGGCGGGUCGUGGCUGUAGGACGGUAGGAAGUACUACAGGGUUAUCUAUCGAGGUCGAGGAACACCCGAGUUGAUGUCCAACUUAGCGUGGAGGUAUUCUCGUACAGGUGGAUAGGAUAGUUUGUUAUAAGGUGGUUGAAAAAAGAGCGGAGAGCUAUCGAGGGACAUACUUCAGGUUGGUUCGAUUUCCAGACCUUGGAGAAUGGUCGAGUCCCUGAAUUGAUUAAAGAUUGUACUCGAAGAGGAAAAGAGCAGGUCAAGAUGCCGGGUGUUUUGUUAGACGAGCAGAACUAUCCUCUGGACAGCAUGCAACCCUCUUCUUUUUACGAGUCUUUGGCGGCCUUCUCUCCUCCGGUGUCUCACUCUCAGGCCGAACUUAUGCGCAACAACUCGUUCUCCGGUUCUCGGGACAGUUCUUCGUCUCUCUCGCACUCAGCACCAAUUUUCAGUCGGAGUCACAGCGCAAUCUCUUCGUCGGCGCUCCAGGGCUUCAGCAACUACUUUAGCCCUCCCACGACUCCCAAGAAGUCGGACAACGGAUUUUCUGGCGCGGCCUCAGAUUUGGGCGAAGACAUGUCAGCCCUUAUGGGAGACAAUGGAGAUGUUCUGGCCGGUCUUAACGGCGCCUCGGCGAGCUCGCCCUUGAGCAUGUCGACUGGCUCUCACCAUCGGGAGUAUCAAGCGGACCUCAGGACUUUCUUCGGCGGCAAUUCUUCAAACCUGAGUUCUCCCACGGUACAGGCCGGGAACGGUUCUUUAGACAAGUACAUUUCCUCCAAUGGCAACGACGAAGACGAUAACUGGGGAAGCACCGUGGUCGAUGUCUAUGCCUGCGAUCAAUUCCGCAUGUUCGAGUUCAAAGUUCGUCGAUGCAUGCGUGGUCGAAGUCACGACUGGACUGAGUGCCCAUUUGCUCAUCCAGGAGAGAAGGCGCGUCGAAGAGACCCUCGCCGGUUCCACUACUCCGGAACCGCCUGUCCUGACUUUCGUAAGGGUAGCUGCCGACGUGGAGACGCCUGCGAGUUCGCCCACGGCGUCUUCGAGUGCUGGUUGCACCCAGCGCGAUAUCGCACUCAGCCGUGUAAGGACGGAAGAAAUUGUCGAAGAAGAGUGUGCUUCUUCGCCCACACUCCCGACCAACUGCGACUGCUGCCUGCGGCUGCCCAGGCGGCCAGUGCUGCGGCCAGGAACGGAGGCAACUUCAGCUUGGCUACCCAACUGCCUCAACUGAGCGGAUCGUACGAUGGCUCUCCAGUGAGGAAUGGGGUCUCUUUCGACGGCGCUUACGGUUACGAUGCAAACCCUGCCGGAUGCGUCUCGCAUUGCCCACCUUCUCCUCACGGGAGCUGCCAGAAUGGGUCGCUCCAUGGGGGCUGCGGUCAUUUUGAUGGAGCCAUUGGAGGAAAUGCCAGUGCGCACAACGGUCAUUGCUGUGCUUCGCCUCACAUGUCGUCUCCGACAUCGACCUUGGUCGGUCAUUCCCCUUCUCCUCCCCCGUUGUCCCCUCCCCUUUCACCUUCGGGUUCUCCCCCUAUGUCACCCCAGUCUCCUCACCACUGGCCCAACUCCCCGGGCGCUCAAAGCCUUUCCUGUACAUCGUCCCAGAGCACUCUCCACGCCCAACAGGCCGCGUGCCUGCAGGCUUCUAUCCAGGCUUAUCCCUACUCUCAGGGUCCUUCCUCACCUCUCUCCCGUGGCACUAACAGCCAACAGGCGAUGUCAGCAGCUGCCGCUGCGGCGGCUCACGCGCACCAAACUCAGUCUCUGACGCCCCCUGCUCAUCGUCGACAUCUCGAUCGCCUGAAUUCGAUGCCCACUCUGUCCAUACCCCAGGUCGAUCACUCCCACUCCCGCAUGUUGCAAAAUGUUUCUUCACCACUGUCGUCGCCUUCGAGCUGUUCUCCCCCGUCUCCGGGCGUGCAACCGAACUCCAGCUCUCUGAGUGAUCUGUUGACGACUAUCCAGCAUCUCAACCUGAGAGGCAGCGCCAUACCGCUCUGGGUUCAGCCACAGCAAGGCCAAGGUGGCGCUCAGUCGGCGAACCAGUAUUCGAGUGGGCCCUCUCCGUUGAGACGAUGCUCUCAAAGCGUACCAUGCACGCCCACGAAGCUGAGAUGGGAGGACCGAGUGCCUCGAUGGGAGGUCGAUGACAACGAAGAGGCCGAGCCCCCAGCCCAACGAGUGGAGUCUGGUCUGGCCCUGAGAGCUAAAAUUUACGGAAGACUCGGCAAGGAAAACCGCAUGGACUCGGAGGAUGCCCCAGAUCUUGGCUGGGUGAAUGAGCUCGUCAAGGACGAGCGGCCGAGUGGGCAGCAGUGGUAAGUGCGACCCCCGCGCGCACGGGGCGAGCAUGAGGGAGGCGCGGGAUUGUAAAAAGUUUGGGAUAUGGUUGUCUUUCAUUCAGCGGUACCUGUAAUAUGGAAGUCGCCCGCUAUCUGUGGUCUCUCUUUUUUUUUUCAAAUUUCUUUUCCUUUUGACGGGCGUGCUGCACCUUCAGUGCUGAUGCCUGCGUAGCUCUCUUAAGAGGACGGGGCCCCUUCGGAGCAAACGCUACACCCAUCGUUGGAGGGGCUCCGUUCCGCUUAUCCAUGCUGUGGUGGGGAGAACCGUACAUUUGUGGAAUUCUUGGAUUUCUGUUGGUAUGAGGGGAGAGUGCGCUAGCCAUGGAUAACAACAUACAACAUCAUGUGAGGAGACGGUGGCUGGUGGAUCGACACCUGUGGAGAAGUCAUGGAGAUAGAACACAUGGAAGAUGUGCUGAUGCGCGACUAUCAAAAUCAGCCGUAAGGAGGAGAACGUUGGGAGGCGUUAUCUGAGUUGGCAGCGUUCUGGCGAGAAAGGUAUUCACAAGAGUUAUGGGGGAACUGCAAGGUAUUAUUCUUGGACAAUGACAUCGAGGAGAGCUUUCCUUUCUCAACCUCUUGAAGGGUGAGAGUGCGUAAGUGUUAGGGGGGUGGCCUGCUCCCAGCAGAAACGGAAGUUGCUGCCAAUUGGCGGAUGCGAGCGAUUCUUUAUUAAUCAAGACAAUCAUUUUUACUGGAGUUGUAGGGAAAUUUAUUUGUGAAUGAAUUCAUACGGAGGCCAGUGCCGCCUUUCUGCACACCUCUUCACAAACACAUCAGGGCAGGCAGGCAUGGAAGGUGGUUGCGCUGGUCAGAUGAUGCUGCGGUGGAGAAGACGACGAUCUGAACUGUGCGAUUGUGUUGGUGUGAAGAAAUGUGGACCGUCCAGGCUUGUAAAGGAGUGCCGAGGAUUAGCGGUAAUCAAUCGAACAAUGAGUAGGGGUAGGCACUGAUUGUAGGUCACUGUCGAAAUGGACAGCAUUGUUUGAGCUUUAGAGACGACAUAAAAGUAGAGCCGCAGUAGAGCUGGUGACUUCCAAGGUGACCUCUGCGGUGUAUAUUGAUAUGUAGCCAUUUUAUUAUUGUGCCUCUCAUGUCAGUUGGCUGCCCCUUCAGAGCCCAUAUGCGUGGGGUUGCCCACCGAUGUAGCUUUGUUUACUAGGAUCAUAGAUUAAAGUAUGAAAUAGGGCAAGGCCGUAUCCCUUCAAAUUUCAUACCACAACCUGUUCAUAGACAGACACUGUCCGCGACUUCAGAUUCAUUUUGUUACACACAUUUGUACAUUCAUAUCCAAUGACAUGAUUGCAUAUAGACAACCUUGUCUGUAAUACAUCUUGUUUUGACAUUUCAAUCUUGUCGUCCCGUCUUGAGUCCUUCUCC
Messenger RNA from Marchantia polymorpha subsp. ruderalis, 4685 nucleotides. NCBI's taxonomy places the organism in Eukaryota, Viridiplantae, Streptophyta, Marchantiopsida, Marchantiales, Marchantiaceae. The record is from the annotation of a GenBank genome assembly.